Molecule: messenger RNA, 385 nt
Organism: Caenorhabditis sp. 36 PRJEB53466
Lineage: Eukaryota; Metazoa; Nematoda; Chromadorea; Rhabditida; Rhabditidae
Source: the annotation of a GenBank genome assembly
AUGACUCUCCGUCUCCCAUUAGUUCUUCUUCUCGUCGCCUCCUUGGCAGUCACUGUCUUUGCCCUUCCGAUUUCGCCGAACCCUCUCGUGCUCAAAAAGGCCCACGGAGCAUUCUGCCAUCUUUGCGAAGAUCUGAUCAAGGUUGAAUGAACAUCAGACAUAUACAUAUUAACUGGAUUCGUUUGUGUUUCAGGACGGAAAAGAACUGGGAGAUGUUGCCCUGGAUGCGUGGUUGGACGAGGAGAUCGGAACUCGCUGCAAAGACUUCGGACUGUUGGCAUCCGAGUGUCUGAAAGAGCUGAAAGUGGCCGAGCACGACAUCUGGGAGGCCAUCGACCAGGAAAUUCCGGAGAAUAAGACUUGCACGGAUGUUAAAUUAUGCUGA